Cornus florida is the source of this 735-nucleotide messenger RNA. RefSeq lists its product as uncharacterized. The transcript has 2 exons. The coding region runs from base 1 to 735 and encodes 244 amino acids. NCBI's taxonomy places the organism in Eukaryota, Viridiplantae, Streptophyta, Magnoliopsida, Cornales, Cornaceae. The record is from RefSeq and is a predicted model, not a curated record.
AUGUCAAAUUUGACAAAGCUGGAAUUCGUGACCCUGGAUAUUUCUGGCAAAAAUUAUUUAUCAUGGAUUCUGGAUGUUCAGAUCCAUUUGGAUGCCAUGGGCCUUGGAGACACAAUUAAAGAAAAGAAUGAUGCACCAUUGCAAGAUAAAGCAAAUGCCAUGAUUUUUCUCCGGCGCCAUCUUAGUGAGGAACUGAAAAAUGAAUACCUCACUGAAAAAGAUCCACUUUGUUUGUGGAACAAUUUGAAAGACAGAUAUGAUCAUCAAAAAACAGUUAUCCUCCCAAAGGCCAGGGCUGAUUGGCUGCAACUGAGGUUGCAAGAUUUCAAAACUGUGGCUGAAUAUAACUCUGCCCUAUUCAAAAUCAGCUCUACAUUGAAAUUAUGUGGUGAUACUGUUACUGAUGAACUUCUGCUAGAAAAAACAUUCACCACAUUUCACGCCUCGAAUGUACUCUUGCAACAACAAUAUCGAGAGCGGCAUUGGCAAAAUAUUUGUCGUACACCGAAGCAUCUGGCUGAUCUGUAUCAAGCCUCAAUAAAAGAAAAAGGAAAACAAAAGGAAAUGAAUUUCCUUGAUCAUGAUGAGCAAAUUGACACCACAAAUCUGGAAAUGAAUUUCAUUAAUCAUGAUGAGCCAGUUAACAUCACCAAUCUGGAUGUAUCAGAUUUUUUUGAUGAUCGUGAUGAAAUGAUAGACUUCCUGAUUGGUGAUGGAAAUGUCCACACCAGUUAA